Molecule: messenger RNA, 840 nt
Organism: Arthroderma uncinatum
Lineage: Eukaryota; Fungi; Ascomycota; Eurotiomycetes; Onygenales; Arthrodermataceae
Product: metalloprotease 1
Exons: 5
Coding region: 1-840 (279 amino acids)
Molecular function (GO): metallopeptidase activity
Source: RefSeq, a predicted model, not a curated record
AUGCGUUUCUCUCUUUCUCUCCUCGGCCUUGUUGCCGCAGGCUCCAUUGCGGCCGCCCAUCCUUCUCAGGAGCCUCGUCCUUGUAACGCUGGGCCUUCUGCAGAACUCGACGUCUUGUCCAACGAGUUGGCCAACAAGCUGUCUACGGACUCGUCUGAGAUCCAAGCUACGACUGAGGUUACGACCUACUUCCAUGUCGUUGCCGCCAGCAUGUCGCCAGCUGAUGGCUACAUCUCGGACAAAAUGCUCCAGGACCAACUCGCAGUCAUGAACAAGGCCUACGCACCCCACGGCUUCAGCUUCAAGCUCGCAAACACUACUCGAACCAUCAAUGCUGGCUGGGCAUCUGGUGGAGACGAACUUCAGAUGAAAUACGCUCUCCACAAGGGAAAAUAUUCUGAUCUCAACGUCUACUUUAUGAAGAAACUCGCGGACGGUACCACUGGAAACUGCCCUUACCCAUCGAACCCUUACCCUGGCACUCCUGGUUAUGUCAAAGACGGCUGUAUGGUUUUGGCCUCGACCGUUCCCGGCGGUAGUCUCGCAAAGUUCAACCUUGGCCUGACCACCGUCCAUGAAAUCGGUCACUAUAUGGGACUAUACCAUACCUACCAAGGCGGAUGUAGCAGCACCCUGGGCGACCGUGUUUCCGAUACCCCAGCCCAAAAAGACGCAAGCAGUGGCUGCCCAACUGGCCGUGACUCGUGCCCCAUGGAACCCGGCCUUGACCCUAUCCAUAACUACAUGGACUCCUCUGACGACUCCUGCCGUACCGAAUUCACCCCCAACCAGGCAAAGCGUAUGCGGGAAAUGUACAACCAGUACAGGGCGGGAAAAUGA